Laccaria bicolor S238N-H82 is the source of this 249-nucleotide messenger RNA. RefSeq lists its product as uncharacterized. The record is from RefSeq and is a predicted model, not a curated record. NCBI's taxonomy places the organism in Eukaryota, Fungi, Basidiomycota, Agaricomycetes, Agaricales, Hydnangiaceae. The coding region runs from base 1 to 249 and encodes 82 amino acids. The transcript is spliced from 2 exons.
AUGUGCCCACACCGACAUGUUGCAUGUAGUGCAUGGUCAGUUGAGAAUGACAUGUUGAAGCUCCAACUACACGAAAUCAAGUUGUUCGUCUCGGAGCCCCACAAAAAGUUGUCAGAGCAGUUGAAUGGGUACCAUAUUGCUCUAGACCCUGCAAUGUGGCUUGUGAAGAAAGAGGGUAUGAUCUCAGAUAGAGAAUGGAGAAGUUUAAUGGGCUGCAGGCAAGAAAGAAGGGAAGAAGAGGAAACAUGA